ACAAUGGGCUUGAGCUGCAGAACAUAAAUAUUCCUUCAAAUCCAGAGAAAGUUAUUCCAAUUUAUACUCCAGAUAACGUAUUUGUUAAAGUAUUUAUGACACACUCCAGCGAAAAGUCGGCGCUUGGACUAGCGUCAUUCGCGCAAGGUUUCCAAAAACAGGCACAUGUUGCAUUAUAUGGUAUUGGAGUGGACGAUACGUCAUUUGAGAGGAGUGAAUAUGGAACGGUGCUGACACUCGCUCGUAGAUAUGUAGAUUUAAUAAAAAAAAUCCAGCCUGAAGGUCCAUUUUAUCUUGCUGGCUACUCGUUCGGCGGUCUGUUGGCUUACGAAAUGGCGAGUGAGCUGAAAAGAAAUGGUGAAACUGUUGCAAUGGUGUUCAUGGUGGAUACGUUCGCAUGGCACCCUAAAGCCCUAACAAACGGUAAAGAAUUGAUGCGAAAGACCACCGAGUUAACCUUAAAGUCAACGGAAAAAUAUGUGACAAGACGACUGCUCGAAAAAAAUUGCUUUCGUCGAAAUGGGUAAGAGUAAACAUGACGUCAAUGAUUAUUACGAGGAAUUGCAACAUCAGGAAAAGGUUAUUGAUGUUUUGGAGGAUGAAGCUGCUGAAAAGAAUAUUGUGCUUCGUUUGAAAGAAAGAAUUGAGACAACUAAGUACGAAGUCAGAUCUGCUGCUGAAGCUCAUUUAGAUUGGCAGCCUUCUAAGGUAUCCUAUGACGGGGUAUUGACAUUCGUUUGCUGUGACGAAACUAAGUCAUUCUCUCUUAGCAAGCCAGAGAUAUGGAAAACGUUAGUUGAGAGAAUGGAUUUCCUUUACGCCCCUGGAAGUCAUCUAAAAGUACGAGAUGGAGCUAGUGGAGAAACGUGUGGAUCCAUGAUAAUGACAACAGCAGCAAUGAGCUACCUUUCCAAAUCUCUACACCACAAUUUCCAGGCUGUAAGAACAAGGCGUGAAGAGAAAUUGGUGGAAUUUCUAAAGCAAGGAAUUGUUAUCUGGAUGCUUUCAAGUUUCUCAAAAUGGGUGAAAGGCACUCUCCAGUUAGAUUCCGAAGAAACAGUGUUUAAUUUUGAAUAUAAAUCCUUAGGAUUGUUUACAGUACGAAAAUUUUUUAUCAAAGAUUUGACAAACAUCAUGCCUGGUAGGCAUGUUGAUGAAAUCCGUAAACGCCAUGGCAACAAUCCUUUCAUUGAUUUCCUCACUUGUAUGUUGACCAAAAACGGCGGGCUUUGGACGUUUCAUUCUUUGGAUUUUCAGCGGCUCAAAUUGCUGGUCGAUGCUUUAGAAGCUCUUUUUGGAAUACCGUUCGUGCAGUGACGGGAACCACAACGGACAACGGUCAAUCAUUAUAAUUUGAUAGAUGAAGUUAAUAAGAAGUGUAUUGUUUACC
Messenger RNA from Dendronephthya gigantea, 1390 nucleotides. RefSeq lists its product as uncharacterized. The coding region runs from base 520 to 1317 and encodes 265 amino acids. The record is from RefSeq and is a predicted model, not a curated record. NCBI's taxonomy places the organism in Eukaryota, Metazoa, Cnidaria, Anthozoa, Malacalcyonacea, Nephtheidae. The transcript has 7 exons.